This is a messenger RNA of Coprinopsis cinerea okayama7#130, 1124 nucleotides long. RefSeq lists its product as hypothetical. The transcript is spliced from 2 exons. The coding region runs from base 12 to 1124 and encodes 370 amino acids. The record is from RefSeq and is a predicted model, not a curated record. Lineage: Eukaryota; Fungi; Basidiomycota; Agaricomycetes; Agaricales; Psathyrellaceae.
CUAUGACGACCAUGAAGGCCACGGCGACCCUGCCCCCGUCUCCCACCCUAACAGCUACGUCCUUCGAAGUCCUCUCCCCAGUGCCCAACAGGGCGCGUUCAUCGACUGUCAGCUCUAUCAGCUCCUCAGUAUGCCUUCUUUCUCCCCCCGCUAUCGACGAAGACGAGAUUGUAUGGAAUCUCGCGGAGAUAUCCCAACCGGAACACGCUGGCACUAAUUCCGUUCCGGAAUACGAGGACGACGACGAUUUUGUGCUGUUGGCAAAACCCAAACCCACGAUUACACUAGUCGCAACGUCCAGUCCUGGGCAGAGAGGAGGCAAUAAUGGAGAGGGAACCAACAACCCCGGCCUGCUCGAUGCGGAUAGCACCACCUCGAAGGUCGAGCCCCCAACUCCAACUGUCGCAACCCGCCAACUUGUACCCCAGCUCGAGCGAGUCACCAUAGAAGAUAAUCACCAAACGCCGACGACCUCCUCUAAUGACAGUACUACCCAACCGAUGGAUUCCAAAGUACGAGAAUUGGCUUCCGGAGCAGAUCGUGAAGCCAAAGCGGCCAAAACGCGGACUCAGAAGUGUGUGGAAUGCAAGUCGACGGCCCGUCCCGCUACCGCUGCCUCUGGCUCGAAGGUCAACGGCACACCUACUGUCGUCACCAAAUCCGCGAAGAGACGAAAGAAAAAGAAGCAGAAGAAGGCCCAGGUAGCAGCAUCAUCGUCCAACGCGAGCUCAGCCCGCGCUCCUUCUGGCUUGGGUUCCAGGUCGGUUGUCAACGACUUGUCUGAGGCGCAGUCCCCUGUCAAGGAAGCGGGGCCAUCCUUGUACGAAGAAGCUGCUGCGUACAUAUCAUCGUAUCUCUCCAGCUCCGAGGCGAAGCGCAAUGCCGUCUGCAGGCUAACGCUUUUGCAGUCCCUCAUUAUAGAGCUCGGUAUAGAAUCCAUGGCAUCGGCGCUGCCUAGAAGUCUGAAAGCAGCGAAGAGUGUCCUCAAGUCUCGGGCGUUCAUUAACAUCAAGGAAUACCUUGCAGUCCGUUCUCAAGGAGCGGAGGCCGUCAGGCAGUUGAUGUAUCCAAGCCGGAAUGCACUGAUGAAGGACCUCCGGAAGAAGCGCAACUACGCGUCUUAA